UCCUACCUGUCUGCCUAAGUUGUCUAGCUAGCCCAAACCCUCUCUCAGAGUCUCAGUAUCAUUCUCUUCGGAAGCCAGCAAAAACCAGCGAAGGGUUUCACUUCUUGAGAGAGAGAUGUUGUGCGACAGCAUGUUCUUUGAAGAUCCAGAAUUUGUCGACACCACCUUCGGAGGAGGAGCCGGGGGGGAUGAUCUCUUCAGUAUCUUGGAGAGCUUGGACGCUGAGUUCCCCCUGCCGGCUAAUCCUCCUCCUCCUCCUCCUCCUCUUCCGGCAUUGGACGAGACUGCUGUGUUUGGCUCGAAAGAGUGUGACGAAGCUUCUUCGCCUAAGAGCAAGAGACAGAAGGUCAUGAAUGGCGGCGGUUCUUGUUCAGACUACGAGAACCAGCAAGACGGUCAACAGCAGAACCGGAUGUCCCACAUCACCGUGGAGCGUAAUCGCCGGAAGCAAAUGAACGAGCACCUGUCUGUUUUGCGGUCGUUAAUGCCUUGCUUCUACGUCAAACGGGGAGACCAAGCCUCCAUAAUUGGAGGUGUGGUGGACUACAUAAGCGAGCUACAACAAUUGCUUCAAUCGCUGGAAGCCAAGAAGCAAAGAAAAGCAUACAGCGAAGUCCUGAUCAGCAGCCCAAGGCCAUCCACGUCCUCAGUAUUGAGCCCGCGGCCUUCACCGCCGGUGCUCAGCCCCCACAAACCACCGCUCAGCCCUAGGCCGCUUGUGAAUUUACCUAUAAGCCCCCGGACCCCACAACCCACCAGCCCUUACAAGCCCAAGAACAUGCACCACAGCAGUAAUUUCAUCUCCGCCUCUCCGUCGCCGACUUCGUCCACAUCCUCAUCCAUCGAGAACAGCAUCCUCCCCAACAGCAAUGAGCUUGUGGCCAACUCGAAAUCCGCCAUUGCUGAGGUGGAGGUGAAGUUCUCGGGUGCCAAUGUCCUUUUGAAAACGGUGUCUCCUAGGAUUCCUGGACAGGCACUGAGGAUAAUGUCGGCCUUGGAGAACUUAUCCUUAGAGAUUCUCCACGUCAGCAUCGGCUAUGUCAAUGAGAACACAAUGGUUCAUUCCUUCACCAUCAAGAUUGGAGUCGAAUGCCAACUUAGUGCAGAGGAGCUCGCUCAGCAGAUACAGCAAACCUUCUGCUAAUGUGCUGGUGAUGACGUUUUAGCGACGGUCCCAACCCUAAUAUCGUAGUUCUCUCUCUCUCUCUCUCCUUUUCAAACUUUUUUACUAAUAAUAAAGAAGAAUGUGGGAAGGCUCCUUUCACCACCCUUCUCUCAUUAACAUUCAUUUAGAGUACUCAUCAUAGAUCAGUCGUAACUUUAGUAUUCGUUGUGACCCGCUCACCAGCAUGUAAGUCUUUAUCUUGUACUCA
Molecule: messenger RNA, 1373 nt
Organism: Eucalyptus grandis
Lineage: Eukaryota; Viridiplantae; Streptophyta; Magnoliopsida; Myrtales; Myrtaceae
Product: transcription factor SPEECHLESS
Exons: 3
Coding region: 116-1144 (342 amino acids)
Biological process (GO): stomatal complex development; guard cell differentiation; positive regulation of DNA-templated transcription
Cellular component (GO): nucleus
Molecular function (GO): protein dimerization activity; DNA-binding transcription factor activity
Source: RefSeq, a predicted model, not a curated record